Heterocephalus glaber (naked mole-rat) is the source of this 917-nucleotide messenger RNA. RefSeq names its product histone H3.3A-like. Gene Ontology annotation, cellular component: nucleosome. Lineage: Eukaryota; Metazoa; Chordata; Mammalia; Rodentia; Bathyergidae. The record is from RefSeq and is a predicted model, not a curated record. Gene Ontology annotation, molecular function: structural constituent of chromatin; protein heterodimerization activity; DNA binding.
UGUUAUCAUCAUCAAAAUAUUUGAAUAUGUAAAUAUAUGAGAAAUUCAAGCCAUUCCUCAAAUUCCCAGUGAACUUCAUAUUGGUACCACACUGGGGAAUCAGAUGCCUGGGAAGAUCAAUGCUGAAGUUUGUUCCCAGCCGCCGUGCCAUUGCUCUCUAACACCAGAGCUGCCUCUAGCUCACCGAGCUCCAGCCGAAGGAGAAGGGGGUAAGGAGGCCCCUGUACCAUGGCUCGUACAAAGCACACCGCCCACAAAUCCACUGGUGGUAAAGCGCCCAGGAAACAACUGGCUACAAAAGCUGCUCUUAAGAGUGCGCCCUCUACUGGAGGGGUGAAGAAACCUCAUUGUUACAGGCUGGCUACUGUGGCACUCCGUGAAAUUAGACGUUAUCAGAAGUCCACUGAACUUCUGAUUCUCAAACUCCCUUUCCAGCUUCUGGUGAGAGAAAUUGCUCAGGACUUCAAAACAGAUCUGCGCUUUCAGAGUGCAGCUAUUGGUGCUUUGCAGGAGGCAACUGAGGCCUAUCUGGUUGGCCUAUUUGAAGAUACCAGCCUGUGUGCCAUCCAUGCCAAACGUGUAACAAUUAUGCCAAAAGAUAUCCAGCUAGCACACUGCAUACGUGGAGAACAUGCUUAAGAGUCCAUUAUGGUGGGAAGCAUUUCAUUCUCAAAAAAAUUUUUUUCUCUUCUUCCUGUUAUUGGUAGUUCUGAAUGUUAGAUUUUUUUUUCCCCAUGGGAUCAAAAGGUACCUAAGUACAUGAUUGCGAGUAAAAUAGGAAAAUAGGGGACAGAAUCAGGUAUUGGAAGUUUUUCCAUUUUCAUUUGUGUGUGAAUUUUUAAUAUUAAUGUUGGGAUGUAAAGCAUUAAUGCAAGUCAAAAUAUUUCAGUGAACAAGUUUCAGCAGUUCAACUUUGU